AAGCUCUAUUGUCUAUUCUCACAAUUUAUCAUCUCUCAUAAGCUUUAGGGAUUUUGUUAUUUGCUUUUGGAAAAAUUCAUUAAUUCAGGAAGAAAAACUCAGCCCAGAUCGCUUUUCUUAUAAUUUUUGGAGAUCUAUGGAGCAGCUUGUUAACUUUAUAAUACGUCCUCCCAGAGCUGAAUACAAUCCAGAAAGUGAUCUUUUAGAUGAAGAGUUUAUGUUGAAAGGGAAAUGGUACCAAAGGAAGGAUAUAGAGGUUAAAAAUGGAAGAGGAGAUGUUCUACAAUGUAGUCAUUAUGUACCCGUGGUUAGUCCUGGAGGAAAACCUCUUCCAUGUGUGAUAUACUGCCAUGGAAACAGUGGCUGCAGGGCAGAUGCUAGUGAAGCUGCUAUAAUGUUGCUGCCUUCAAAUAUUACUGUUUUUACUCUUGAUUUUUCAGGAUCUGGGUUAUCUGGAGGAGAGCAUGUCACCUUGGGUUGGAAUGAAAAGGAUGAUCUGAAAGCUGUAGUUGAUUAUUUGCGGGCAGAUGGAAAUGUCUCUUUGAUUGGCUUUUGGGGCCGCUCAAUGGGUGCUGUUACCAGCCUAUUGUAUGGAGCUGAGGAUCCGUCAAUUGCAGGAAUGGUUCUUGACAGUCCUUUCUCUGACUUGGUCGAUCUGAUGUUGGAACUAGUUGAUACGUAUAAAUUCCGUUUGCCCAAGUUCACCGUUAAGUUUGCAAUCCAGUUCAUGCGAAAAUCUAUACAGAAAAAGGCGAAAUUUGACAUAGCAGACCUGAACACCAUCAAGGUGGCAAAAUCUUGCUUUGUUCCAGCACUGUUUGGGCAUGCUAUUGGUGAUGAUUUUAUACAACCUCAUCAUUCAGAUCGGAUAGUUGAAGCUUACAUGGGUGAUAAGAAUAUUAUCAAAUUCGAGGGAGAUCAUAACUCUCCUCGUCCUCAGUUUUACUUUGAUUCCAUAAAUAUCUUUUUUCACAAUGUCCUGCAACCUCCUGAGGAUGAGGCAGGUGCAACUUUUUAUGACUUUGGCAAGGCUAGUUGGGCCGUCCCUGAAGUUGGCUUUUUUCCAGAUUCUUCAGCCGCAUCUAAAGCCACUAGCAGCACAUUGGAUGCCAUUAAACAAGUUCGUUCUAAAAGACCCAUGAGUCGAACAGAGGUUCCUUCUGAUAUACCAUCUGAAGAAAAUAACCCUGGAUGUCAGAAUAAAAAUACUGAUGAUGAUAGUGGUUCGUCGCCAUCCAAUAUGAUAAGUUUUGAAUUAUCCAGCGGUCAUCCAUUUGGCCCUCAUGUGCCAACAACAAUGGAUGAUGAUCAGUUUGUGGAAUAUCGGCUGGAUGACUUCACAGGCUUUCCAUGUAAUGUGGAGGAAGAAGAGAGGAUGUUAAUGGAAGCCAUAAUUGAGUCCUUAAAAGACUUAGAUAUGCCACAUCCUCAGACGGAAGAGCAACCCAAGACUUGUGCUGAUUCUUCAGAGUCUUUAAGGAAAGAUGAAAUAAAUGGAAAGGAUGCUUGUUCGACCGUAGAAAAGGGCAGUUCCGUGCCCCUGGAGUCCACGUCCACCCGAGUGGAACAUCAUCAAUCCACCUUAGUAGUCGAUGGCUCCGAUGUCGGCAUCAAGCCAGCAUCCCCUGAUACUAGCGUCUCAUCUUCGGGACAUGCAUUUGAUACACCUCCAUUGACGGAGGAAUCAGGGAGCACAAGUAGUGAUACCUCAGCAAGUACCCAGAAUUCAUCUGAACCGGUCGUGUCAGGUAGUACAAAAGCCGCUGUAACAGUGGUACGGAACCCCUCUAAUAACAUCAUGGAUGGUUUGAAGCAUCGCUGGGAUCUCAACUUCUUUCGAAACAGUCGAUGAAAGUUGAGAUGACAUUGUAUGAAUAGCCUGUUGAUUGCAUUAUUCUUGUAACUAACUAGUAUGUAAUUUGUAGUUCUGUAAG
Molecule: messenger RNA, 1934 nt
Organism: Hibiscus syriacus
Lineage: Eukaryota; Viridiplantae; Streptophyta; Magnoliopsida; Malvales; Malvaceae
Exons: 14
Coding region: 137-1852 (571 amino acids)
Source: RefSeq, a predicted model, not a curated record